Molecule: messenger RNA, 1619 nt
Organism: Pecten maximus
Lineage: Eukaryota; Metazoa; Mollusca; Bivalvia; Pectinida; Pectinidae
Exons: 6
Coding region: 765-1604 (279 amino acids)
Source: RefSeq, a predicted model, not a curated record
UCGCAGCCUCCCCUUCCAUAGCCCCUACCCCUCUGUCACAUCCUCCCCUUCCAUAGCCCCUACCCCUCUAUCACAUCCUCCCCUUCCAUAGCCCCUUGUUAUCCAUGCAUUCCUUCCCUGAUAUGACUGUGGUGUGUAAUCAGUGCAUGCCAUCUAAAGACCAAUUGAAAUACUUCAAUUGAAGUUUUGAGUCUUUUUAUAUCCAGCAGUCCAAUUGUGUAACUCUGAAUAGAAAUACAACUUGUAUAAAGAAAACCCUGUCUUACUACUUAUUGUCAGUCAGUCGAGCUUGUGUGAUUGUAGUAUUGUGUUACAUGUUAUGGUGGUUUGGGUUCUAAAAUACAGAUAGAUUAUAUAUAACUUGAAAAUCCUCAAUGUAUGUUUAAUUAUAUAAGUGACGUGUCAGAAAGAUAUGUCACAUGACAAAUACACAAAUAACUAUUGGUUGUCUUAAGAUCUUACGUCACUGGAAAGUCCACCAUAUCUCCAUAGCACCAGUGUUUACAGCACUAACACAAGAACUUGUUGGAUGAGAUACCUAUGUCUACCUGUGUAUAAAGAGAUUCGCUACUGGACAUUUGUCUUAAAUAGAAUUGUUGACUAAUUUUGCUACUUGUGUGUGCAUAAUUGACAUUUUGGAGUUCGUCUGCCUUAAAUGGUCAGCAACUAGACUUCAACUACCUGUACUCUAAAAAGAAUCUAUUUGAGCAGUUGACUUGUUUUAGUACCACUGUCACUACAUCGCUGUAAACCAACUUUAGAAUAUGGCUGCCAAGUACCAGUCGACCAAGGAAACUGUUAACUUUGCCCGAAUUUGUAGACUGAUGAUUGAUGUCGUCCCAGAUGUCUUCAGAGAAUUACUCCACUCUCGUCUGCCACCCUCAGGACUUGGCCCUGUUCUUGGGAACCAGAAGGGACAGAUCUUCUCUUUGUUGAAGAACCCGCAGAAGAAGAUCCUGUUCCCCCAAGGUGGAGUGUUUGCAGGGUCAUUGCAAGAUUUAGAUACAUCUCUUAUCUAUAUCCUGCUUAGGAACCUUGGAAACAUUCCACCUCACAAGAACGGUUGGGGGAGAGUUCCAGAUUUGGCAGACAGAUCGCUUUCGGCCAACAUUGACCGUCUGCGAGUUCAGCGUAAUGAAGCUUACGCACAUGCAAACACUGCCUCCAUUUCUGAUGGAGAUUUCAAAAUCAGAUGGGCCGACAUCAGGAAAAGUGUGGAAGACAUAGAGAAUACUGUAUUGACAAGUAUGGCAUUUGUAGCAAAGGUGGACAGCAUACUGUCCAUGAGGAUUGACCCACAGACAGAGCAAAAUUUUAUUGUUCUUGUGCAAGAACUUGAAGGGGAAAUCGGUGACAUCAAAGUCCAACAGGACACGAUGAAGACAGAUGUGGAGGAUGUAAAGGGGGAAAUCGGUGACAUCAAAGUCCAACAGGACACGAUGAAGACAGAUGUGGAGGGUGUAAAGGGGGCAGUCAGCGAUGUCACAGCCCUACAUAACACGACCGCAAGAGAUGUGGAUGAAAUAAAAGGGGCAGUCAGUGAUGUCACAUCCCUACAUAACACGACCGCAAGAGAUGUGGAUGAAAUAAAAGGUAUGAUAUAAUUGAAAAAAUAAAGG